This is a messenger RNA of Helianthus annuus (common sunflower), 1041 nucleotides long. Its product is annotated as zinc finger MYM-type protein 1-like. The transcript is spliced from 2 exons. The record is from RefSeq and is a predicted model, not a curated record. Lineage: Eukaryota; Viridiplantae; Streptophyta; Magnoliopsida; Asterales; Asteraceae. Bases 1 to 1041 code for a protein of 346 amino acids.
AUGGUUAACAAAAAGGAGUAUAAGGGAUGGUUAGAGUAUAGUUCAAAAUCGGAUCGUGUGUUUUGGUUAUGUUGCUGCUUGUUUAGGGGCCAAUUUGGAGAUCAUAGAGAAACAUUUGUGUCCGAGGGGUAUAACAAUUGGAAAAAAAAAGUGCAUGAGGUACUUGAAAAAUAUGUUGGCAUAGUUAAUAGCGUCCACAAUAAAUGUUUCCAAGGGUGUGUCGAUUUACUUAAUGAAAAUCAAGCCGUACACACACGAUGGGACAAAAAGACCCCUAAGGAGAAACAUGAAUACCGACUUAGAGUAAGUGCUUCUACUAUGCUUGGAAAAAGGUUGUGGAAUGGCGGAUUGGCGUUUCAUGGCCAUGAUAAAUCAAAAGAUUCCUUAAAUAAAGGAAAUUUCUUAGAGAUUCUAGAACUAAUGGGUGAAAUGAAUGAAGAGCUUGGUAAGGUUAUAUUCGAGAAUGCACCCACAAAUAACCAAAUGACACGUCCUAAAAUUCAAGCGGACAUUAGACAUUGUGAUGCUCAAGAGUUGAUGAAUCAUGUGGCGUAUCCAAAAAAGUACAAAUGGCGGUUGUUAUUCAUUAUGUUGAUUAAGUUGGGAUUGUUAAGGACAUUUUAUUGGGCUUGUUCAUGUCAAGGAACAAUCGCAUUAACACUCAAAUCGGCUAUUGAUGAUAUAUUUGCACGUUAUGGGUUGAGUUUGAAAAGGUUUAGAGACCAAGGUUAUGACGGGGCAAGUAACAUGUCGGGUGAGUUUAAUGGCUUAAGGGCUCUAAUUUUAAAGGAAAAUUUCCAAGCUUUCUAUAUUCAUUUUUUUGCACGCCAACUUCAACCAGUUGUUCUGGCGGUUACUCACAAACACACACCUAUUUGGAAAGUUUUUGAAACGAUAACUAGUUUAACAAAUGUCUUUUGUGCAUCUUCCAAACGAAAAGAUAUGCCUCGUGAAAGCCAAAAAAGUAAAUUGGAAAACAUGGAAAACAUCCUUUGUACUGGAUUUGGGUUGAAUCACGAAAUGACACUUUCAAGGACCUGA